CUUAGUUACCUAGGUUCACUUCCAGAUCUGAUGGCGCCAUUACCAGCCGAGCAAACCGGUGAAUCAGCGCCCUCCGACUCCCAGAGAUCCAUUCCCACGCCGUUUCUCACAAAGACCUACCAGCUCGUCGACGAUCCCGCCGCGGAUGACCUAAUUUCCUGGAACGAAGAUGGCACCAGCUUCAUCGUUUGGCGACCCGCCGAAUUCGCACGGGAUUUGCUUCCCAAGUACUUCAAGCACAACAACUUUUCUAGUUUCGUCCGUCAGCUUAACACCUAUGGAUUUCGGAAGGUUGUCCCUGACCGUUGGGAAUUCGCUAACGACUGCUUCCGGCGAGGCGAGAGAGGUCUUCUCCGCGACAUACAGCGCCGGAAAAUAUUGCCGGCACCGGCGGCGGCAGCAGUAACCACAGCGAACGCGGUAACGGUGGCGGUGGCGGCACCGGCGGUGAGAACGGUGUCCCCGACGACUUCCGGCGACGAACAGGUACUGUCCUCGAACUCAUCUCCGAUUGGUGGGAGUGGGAAUAAUAAUAAUACAGUGCACCGCACCACGAGUUGCACCACUGCGCCCGAGCUGUUAGAAGAGAAUGAAAGGCUUAGGAAAGAGAACAUGCAACUGAGUCACGAGUUGGGUCAAUUGAAGGGCUUGUGUAAUAACAUACUCUCUUUGAUGACCAAUUAUGCUUCUGGUUUUAGCCGCCAGCAGUUAGAAUCGUCUACCAGCGCUGCCAGGACCAUGCCUGUGCCGGAAGGGAAGGCGCUCGACCUUUUGCCUGCCAAGCAUGUUUCCUCAGCUGAGGACGCCCUGCAUGUUGCUGCCGCCGCGCCCUUUGCCACGCCGAAUGCUGAGGUUCCCAAGCUCUUUGGGGUUUCCAUUGGCCUCAAACGCUGUAGGACAGAGUGCGAUAAUGAACCCGAGGGAGAAGGACAGAAUCAAACGCAAACGCACACGCACACGCGACUACAAACACAAUCACAAUCACAAUCGUCGCAAGAACCUGAUGGCGGUUCAGAUGUGAAAUCUGAACCGCUUGAUGGCGAUGACUCGGAUGAUCAGGAUCCACGUUGGCUUGAGCUUGGGAAAUAAUGUUCCUCCUUGAUACAGACUCAUUGGGUGAAAUAACAAAAGGCACGUGACUCGGUAUGCAUUGCAUUGCAUUGCACAUUCCACUAACGCUGCACACUGCUCACCUAGUAGCGCUGCAUCACGUCACUCUGAAGAACUGUGCUUAACCAUCCUAAAUAUUGUUCAUACCUGUUCUUGAAAACAAUCAACACGUCAAAAUGUGGAGUAACUGAAGAAGGAAAAUGCAUUCCCUUUAAAAUAUUCACGUCUCCUUUUUCUGCAAGGAACAUUUGUAUCUGCCGGAUACAGCAAAAUGUGUAAAUAUUUGUGUCCGACAUCAUAAAAUAUUUCGAAUGUCAUUCAUGUAUUGUAAUGUUUCCAUCAUCUGAACCGAGUGUGUUCUUAAGAUUCAUAAUUGUAACACUAGCAUGUUCUUUUAAUGGGAUACGGUAAUUUUGUUUUUAA
Messenger RNA from Cajanus cajan (pigeon pea), 1533 nucleotides. RefSeq names its product heat stress transcription factor B-2b. Gene Ontology annotation, cellular component: nucleus. Gene Ontology annotation, biological process: regulation of transcription by RNA polymerase II. Lineage: Eukaryota; Viridiplantae; Streptophyta; Magnoliopsida; Fabales; Fabaceae. Gene Ontology annotation, molecular function: RNA polymerase II cis-regulatory region sequence-specific DNA binding; DNA-binding transcription factor activity. The record is from RefSeq and is a predicted model, not a curated record.